Messenger RNA from Dioscorea cayenensis subsp. rotundata (Guinea yam), 1060 nucleotides. RefSeq names its product E3 ubiquitin-protein ligase ATL4-like. The record is from RefSeq and is a predicted model, not a curated record. The transcript has a single exon. NCBI's taxonomy places the organism in Eukaryota, Viridiplantae, Streptophyta, Magnoliopsida, Dioscoreales, Dioscoreaceae. Bases 53 to 868 code for a protein of 271 amino acids.
CCUAGAAACAAGCGCUGUGAUAAACAGAUUCAUAAGUAACCAACCAAAAACAAUGCUUACCUCUCAAGAUCCUGCUUCCUCUUCCUCUCCGAUCACUCCUCCGCCGUCUGCCGGCGCCGGAUCCUACAACCCGAGUCUCCUCAUCAUCGCCGCCAUCCUCAUCUUCGUCAUCGCCGCCUCCGCCUUCAUCCACCUUCUCCUCCGCCUCUUCUCCCGCUUCCCCUCUCCACCCAUCCCAAACCCUAACCCUAACCCUAACCCUAACCCUAAUUCUCAAUCCAGCUCCGGUUUCAUCUCAACAACCGAUCACGAUGCGAAGGCUUUGAUUGCAUCCCUCCCGAUCUCCACCGCCGCCGCCGCACGUCUCUCCGGCGACUGCGCGGUGUGCCUCUCCCACCUCCGUCCUCAGGAUCGGCUCCGCAUCCUCCCCACCUGCCGCCACGCCUUCCACCUCUCCUGCAUCGACGCCUGGCUCCGAUCCUCCCCUUCCUGCCCUCUCUGCCGUUCUCCGAUCACCACCUCCGGCCUCGAGAUCCCAACUCCACCAAUCCCUUCUCCACUCCCCAGAUCCUUCUCGAUCGGAUCCGAAGAAGAGGACAUUGAAUCCGUGGCCGCGAGAGUGAGACGAGACCUCGAGAAUGCCGUGAAGGAGGAGACGCCGCCACCGCUAGAAUCCACCGGAGGGAGGGGAGGAUGGCUCAAGGACUACGUCGAUCGUCUCGCCUCAUCGGCAUCUUCAUCUUUCUCCUCGAUGCGGCGGGGGAGUCACCGGAGCGGUGCCGGUGGUGAGCGCGAGGGUUUGGAUCUCGAACUCGAAGACGGAAGCAUCUACACUGCUACGCUAUACCGAUGGCUUGCAGGGUUAUAAUCGUAAUUAACUUGAAAUCUCGAGGGUGGUUUCAUAAGUGGUCCCCACUGGAAAAGCGCGCGCCCUUUCGAAGCUUCUUCUGGAUAAACGUAUAAUGAAAAAUCCCCCACUAAUUUCGCUGAAAUUACGGGCGCGGGCCAUUCCACGAAGUUGCUACUGUCACGCUCCUUUUACGUUACUUCCACGUUUUUU